Molecule: messenger RNA, 528 nt
Organism: Aureococcus anophagefferens
Lineage: Eukaryota; Pelagophyceae; Pelagomonadales; Pelagomonadaceae
Exons: 1
Coding region: 1-528 (175 amino acids)
Source: RefSeq, a predicted model, not a curated record
AUGACGGAGAAGGGCAAGUCCGUGCCCCACGGCCAGGCGCCGAGCCUCGUCGCCUGCGAGAUCAUGAUCCAGAGCGUCGCCUACCUGGCGCACAAGAUCGUCAACCCCCGGGCGCCGUUCGGCUCGUACUUUGGCGCGCGCGCGUUCAUCUCCGUGAUCAAGAUGCGCUUCCAGACGCUCCUGGUCCACCCCUACGUCCACGCCGAGGAGAAGUCCAUCUUCCCCUGGCCCCUGUCGGAGAUCAUCGAGGACCACAAGUGCCACAUUGUGAACCACCACGUCGACGGCUCGUGCCUCGGCGUCAUCGACUUCGCGCCUAUGAACCGGCUCUACGACGGCCUGAUGUACUUCCAGGCGUCCUUCUACCAGAGCGGCGCCGUCAAGCGCCGCACGCCGGGCCACUGGGUCCUCACCUUUGGCAUGGAGUAUUGCCUCAUCGCCCUGACCUUCGCGACCUUCGCGGGCUACAUGGCCGCCGCGAAGGCCAUCAAGGGCGGCCCCGUCGCCAAGUCCGUGAAGACCGCCUAG